GUUUCUCGAUUGUUGGGCAUGAGAUUAGGUUUCCAUUCUCAAAGUAGCAAUUUUUCUAGGGUUUGAGUUCGGCGUCUUUCCAGUGAUGUGAAGAAGUUUUUGGAGAUUGCUAUUGCGUCGUAGUUUCUGAGUUACUGAUGCGGUUUAGUUUGAUAUCUACCUGUUAGGGUUUCCAAGGAACAGAGGAUUAGGGUUUUACUGAGAUUAGAACGGACUUGCUCCGUAGUUGCAUUUAGAAACCGGGAUGGGUGCUCCUAAGCAGAAAUGGACACAAGAAGAAGAAUCAGCUUUAAAGUCUGGCGUUAUAAAGCAUGGACCUGGUAAAUGGCGCACAAUUCUCAAAGAUCCUGAAUUUAGCGGAGUCUUGUACCUGCGUUCCAAUGUAGAUCUCAAGGACAAAUGGAGAAACAUGAGUGUCAUGGCGAAUGGGUGGGGAUCGCGCGAAAAAUCUAGGUUAGCAGUUAAAAGGACGCUCUCCCUUCCUAGACAGGAAGAGAACUCACUAGCCUUAACCCCUUCUUUGCAAAGUGAUGAAGAAAUGGUGGAUGCAAAGCAUUAUUCAACUACUGGCUCCUCUGCAUUGCAAGUGCAAGUUUCUUCUACUCCUGCUCCAAGGAGACCUAAUGUAAGGUUGGAUAGCCUUAUAAUGGAGGCAAUAGCUACCAUAAAGGAGCCUGGUGGCUGUAAUAAAACAACAAUUGGUGCUUACAUUGAGGAUCAAUAUCAUGCUCCACCAGACUUCAAACGGUUGUUGUCUACCAAGCUAAGGUACUUGACAGCUUGCGGUAAACUUGUGAAGGUUAAGCGCAAGUAUAGAAUUCCAAACUCCACUCCGUUGUCGUCCCACAAGAAAAAAGGUCUAGGGAUGUUUGCAGGAAGACAGAGGACGUCUUCUUUGCAUUCACCCAAAACAGACAGAGAUGAAACGAUUUUUCAGACAAGGUCACAGGUUGAUGCAGAGUUAGCCAGAAUGAAGAGUAUGAACGUACAUGAGGCAGCAGCAGUUGCAGCACAGGCAGUUGCAGAGGCAGAAGCUGCCAUGGCAGAGGCUGAGGAAGCUGCAAAGGAAGCAGAGGUAGCAGAAGCGGAAGCAGAAGCAGCCCAAGCUUUCGCUGAAGAAGCUUCAAAGACAUUGAAAGGAAGAAACAACUGCAAAGUGAUGAUCCGUGCUUGAGAUGAUGGAAAACGAAGAAGAAGAAGAAGAAGAAGAAGAAGAAGAAGAAGAAGAAGAAGAAGAAGCUAAAGGUGAAGAGAGAGAGAGUAGAGAGUGGCCUAGUGUUUGUGUUGAUGAUCCUCUCGUCUUGGGAAGUCUUUUUAGUAGUAAGCAAUUAGUAUGUAUGUGUCUGUUCCUUGUUUCUUCACAGUUGACCCACUUUUGUAUCCCUUCGUUUGGAUUUGUAAACUUUUCAAAUUUGCAAUUCUUAGGAAUUUCAUGUACA
Messenger RNA from Camelina sativa (false flax), 1439 nucleotides. Its product is annotated as telomere repeat-binding factor 1. Gene Ontology annotation, molecular function: double-stranded telomeric DNA binding. Gene Ontology annotation, cellular component: nucleosome. Gene Ontology annotation, biological process: nucleosome assembly. The record is from RefSeq and is a predicted model, not a curated record. NCBI's taxonomy places the organism in Eukaryota, Viridiplantae, Streptophyta, Magnoliopsida, Brassicales, Brassicaceae.